GAGAGGGAGAGGCGAUGGCUUCGGGGUCGGGGUCGGGGUCGGGAUCGGGAUCGGAGAGAUGGAGCGAGGGUUUGGAGACGGAGGCGGCGAUGGCGAUGGAGACGACGGACGUGGAGCUGCUGAAGAGGGCGUGGCGGAACGAGAAGGCGGCGCCGGAGAUCCUCCAGUUCGAGGCCGCCCUCGUCCUCCGCGCCCGGGAGCAGAUUCAGCUCCUGGAAGAGACACUGGAGGAAUUCACAGAGAAUGGAGUUGAUGAUCUUGUUGUGUCUCUUUACCAAAUGGACUUGGACCGCACUCUAUUCCUUCUGAGGUCGUAUCUUCGAAUCCGUUUGCAGAAGAUUGAGAAGUACAUGAUCCAUAUUUCAAAAACCAAUCUCUGGAAUCGGCUUUCUGAACAGGAGCAGAGAUUUGCCAAAAGGUGUACUGAUAUCAUGGAAAAGCAUCUUGAGCAGUCGGUACUGUCACGAUUGCCUUAUGGAUAUCAAUCCAUUUUGAAACAAUCCAUUUCGAGUGAAGAAGAUGAUAUGGUCCCAGAACCCCAGCUAGACACCUUUGUUUUCUGCAAGACCAAGAGUGCAGUUGGAGCUUUCCAGCUUGAUGACACAGGGGAUGAGAUAGUUGACUUGGUUGCUGACGACCUGUAUGUCCUUCGAUACAAGUCUAUAAAAGGUCUGGUGGAGGGUGGGCGAAUUGACCUUGUGUGACUUGCUGCAAGGAAAAAUGAGGAAAGCAUAUGAAGAGCAUGUGAUACCUGCAUGCAAUAAAGUCGAAUGAGGAUGAUGGCAAACUUUCAAGAAGAGUCGGCCAUGGGCUUGUACAAUUUUAGUUGCUACUUGAAAACCAAAAGAAAUGUUAUCCAAAUCCUUUAAAAGUUGAUGGAUUGUUCUUAAGAGUUGAGGUAUCAUUCACUCAAUUACUCAAAA
This is a messenger RNA of Phoenix dactylifera (date palm), 923 nucleotides long. It is a transcript of the gene SLD5, whose product is annotated as DNA replication protein-like protein. NCBI's taxonomy places the organism in Eukaryota, Viridiplantae, Streptophyta, Magnoliopsida, Arecales, Arecaceae. The record is from RefSeq and is a predicted model, not a curated record. Gene Ontology annotation, biological process: double-strand break repair via break-induced replication; DNA-templated DNA replication. Gene Ontology annotation, cellular component: GINS complex.